UAAAUAGCGGCGGGGCUCGGACUGCAUCACGUCGGGGAGCCGGACGCGCCAUGCGGUGAGCGCCAGCCCGCGCCCAGCCCCGGCCACGCGACGCCCCGACCGACCCCGCCGCCUGGGAGCGCUGCCGGACCCGCCCCGCCGCCCUUCCCGACCCUCCGCCGCUCAAGAUGGCCAGAGGCAGCGCCCUGCUGCUCGCCGCGCUCCUGCUCGCCGCCGCGCUGCCGGCCACGCUGGGGCUCGGGCCGCCGGCAAAGGAGAAGAGAGGCUGGACCCUGAACAGCGCCGGCUACCUCCUGGGCCCGCAUGCCAUCGACACCCACAGAUCCCUUAGUGACAAGCACGGCCUGGCUGGGAAGCGGGAGCUCCAGCCCGAGGAGGAAGCAAAGCCAGGAAGCCUUGACAGGUCGCUGCCUGAGAGCAAUAUAGUGCGCACACUAAUUGAGUUUCUGACUUUCUUGCAUCUCAAAGAGGCCGGAGCCCUCCACAGCCUGACCGGCCUCCCACCGGAGGUCUCCUCAGAAGACUCAGAGCAGUCCUGAGGCGCCGUCACCCUCGAAGAUGAGGAAACUCUGCCCUUUUGUACAGAGUGACCCACUCUGUGCUCCGCUUCUGUGCUGUGCUGCUAUCAUUUAAGAUGAUUUGGUUUAGGUAAUUGUUCUGAGCGACAAAAUAAAAAAUAGCAACUGCA
Messenger RNA from Marmota monax (woodchuck), 688 nucleotides. It is a transcript of the gene Gal, whose product is annotated as galanin and GMAP prepropeptide. Gene Ontology annotation, molecular function: hormone activity. The record is from RefSeq and is a predicted model, not a curated record. Gene Ontology annotation, cellular component: extracellular region. The coding region runs from base 168 to 539 and encodes 123 amino acids. The transcript has 6 exons. NCBI's taxonomy places the organism in Eukaryota, Metazoa, Chordata, Mammalia, Rodentia, Sciuridae.